AUGGCUGGCCGUUUUGUAAGGUCUUCGAAGUUCCGACACGUCUACGGAAAACCAACUCGAAAGGAACAAUGCUACGAUAACCUCCACAUAUCAAAGAAUGCUUGGGACUCCAACAUAAUCAAAGCAAAUCCACAGUAUCUUUCCGUCAACUGGGAAUCCGGUGGUGGUGGGGCCUUCGCAGUCAUCCCGCUUUCCCACCGCGGACGACUUCCGGAACAAAUCCCUCUCUUCCGUGGCCACACUGCCCCUGUGCUCGACACGGAUUGGUCCCCAUUUAACGACUCGUUGAUCGCCUCUGGUUCCGAUGAUGGCAAAGUGUUCAUAUGGGCUGUCCCGGAGAAUUUCUCUCUUCUCACGGAUGACGAGGAUGGUCCGAAGGACGUAGAGCCUAUUUCCAAGCUUUCCGGUCAUCAAAGGAAGGUUGGGCAUGUCCUCUUUCACCCCACUGCUGAGAACGUGCUAGCAACCUCCUCGGGUGAUUACACCGUGAAGUUAUGGGAUAUCUCCACAGGAACCCCUCAUUACACCCUAAAGCACAGCGAAGUCGUUCAAUCUAUGUCCUGGUCUACUAAUGGCUCUAUGCUUGUCACCACGUGCCGUGACAAGAAGCUUCGUAUCUGGGAUCCACGACAGGAAACUGCCGUCCACGAGGUUACUGGUCAUACGGGCGCAAAGAACAGUCGUGCUGUAUGGAUGACAGGUAUUGGGGAAGACAAGAUCGCCACCACUGGUUUCAGUAAAAUGAGUGAUCGCCAGCUAGGACUGUGGGAUUUGAGAUCCCUUUCGGAUGGCCCCUUGAAUGGGUUUGAGAUGCUGGAUACCAUUUCGGGGGUGUGCAUGCCAUUCUGGGAUGAGGGUACCAAGUGUAUCUACUUAGCCGGGAAAGGCGACGGAAAUAUUCGCUACUUCGAGUACUCGAACGACGAGUUCAUUUUCUUGUCAGAAUACAAGAGUGGAGACCCUCAGCGUGGUGUUGCCUUUCUGCCUAAGCGUGGUGUUGCUGUCCACGAGAACGAGGUUAUGCGAGCAUUCAAGACCGUCAACGAUAGUUACAUUGAACCAAUUUCUUUUGUUGUUCCUCGUAGAGCCGAGACAUUCCAAAGCGAUAUCUAUCCUGAAACAUAUAGUGGGGAAUCGGCUCUUACGGCCGAGGCAUGGUAUGGAGGAGCCGAUGCCGAGCCCAAGAUGUUUGACAUGGAGACGCUUUACACACCUGAAAGUCUUCCCUCCUCGGCUCCUAAAACACCUAUCUCCGUUGUUGCAACAACCCCGGCACCGGCCAAAACAGCUGUGGCACCCCCGAAGCCCACUGUUGUCGAAUCGGCAAACCCUAAACCUGCGUCGCCUAAGGAAACACCUACUCCUACAGAGAAGCGCGUCCCUAGCCCAAUUCUCGUUGAGACCACGGCCAAGGUAGCCGAUAAGAACCCUGAGAUACCCAAUCCGGGUAUCUCGCCUACAAAGCCCAGCAUUACCCCUGCCCCGGCUCGACAGCAGAUUCAGAGCCCUGUGAGUGUGCCCCAAUCAGCAACGCUUCAGGCGCCUCCUCCGACGCCUAUGGAUACAAACAUCGUAGAGCAACUUGCACGUAUCACAGCAUUGUUGGAAACCCAAAAUAAGACGCUCGCCAGCCAAGACAGGCACAUUUCUGACCUAACCAAAGAACUGGAUGCACUGAAGAACAAAGUCGACGCCAGAGGUAGCGAAGAAAGUAGCAGAAAGGACGAAAUCAUCAGAAAGCUUGAAUUGGAACUAGAAGAGGCUAGAUCCUAG
Messenger RNA from Morchella sextelata, 1773 nucleotides. RefSeq lists its product as uncharacterized. Bases 1 to 1773 code for a protein of 590 amino acids. The record is from RefSeq and is a predicted model, not a curated record. Gene Ontology annotation, biological process: actin filament organization. Gene Ontology annotation, molecular function: actin filament binding. Lineage: Eukaryota; Fungi; Ascomycota; Pezizomycetes; Pezizales; Morchellaceae. The transcript is spliced from 7 exons.